Messenger RNA from Trichomycterus rosablanca, 1149 nucleotides. RefSeq names its product solute carrier family 52, riboflavin transporter, member 2-like. Gene Ontology annotation, biological process: riboflavin transport. Gene Ontology annotation, cellular component: plasma membrane. Gene Ontology annotation, molecular function: riboflavin transmembrane transporter activity. Bases 1 to 1149 code for a protein of 382 amino acids. Lineage: Eukaryota; Metazoa; Chordata; Actinopteri; Siluriformes; Trichomycteridae. The transcript has 3 exons. The record is from RefSeq and is a predicted model, not a curated record.
AUGGGUCCUCUGGUUGUCACCAUAACCCAUCACUUUGCUCCUGGACGACUGAAUGAGCGUGUUAUUAUUCAUAUCAUCCAGGGACUGGCAGUGGUUGCCUCAGUGUUUCUCGCCGUCUUCUGGUCUAAAGAAGUUACGGUAUCUGGAACACCAAGAUCUGUGCCUUUCCUGUUGCUCUCAUUUGUGCUAUCAAUUGUCUGCUGUACCUCCAUUGUGACCUUUUUGCCCUUUAUGUACCGCUACCCCUCACAGUACAUCCGGACGUUUUUUGUGGGCCAGGGGCUAAGUGCCCUUUUCCCUUGUAUUGUGGCACUAGGGCAAGGUGUGGGUAAGCUGGAGUGUAUAAAGACAGGCAAUGAAACACACCCUCAUUAUCUCAAAGAGAACUUUCCUGCACAGGACUUCUUCUGGUUCUUGUGUGUGAUGCUGGCCAUCUCGGCACUCUCUUUCCUGGCUCUGACAUUCAGAACUGCUACAUCUUCUACAUCAGAAGGGAAUCAUGAUUUGAAGCAACACUUUGAUAAAGGUCAAGAAGAGGAAGCCGAUGUGUUACAUGAUGAAGAAACCCCAGUCUCUGAAAAAAAAGUUGAAGUUGAAGAAAAAAAACCGCCUGCGGCAUCCUUUUGGAAUCUACACAAUGUCUACCUCCUCCUGCUACUUGGAAUAUCAAAUGCUUUGACCAAUGGAGUGUUACCAUCAGUGCAGAGUUUCUCCUGCUUGCCCUAUGGUACCAUGGCCUUUCACCUUUCUGUCGUCUUGGGAAACAUCGCAAACCCACUGGCGUGUUUUGUGGCCAUGGCUGUCCUGCUUAGGUCUAACUCCGGGCUUGGUGGUGUAUUCCUUGGGGGAGGAGUGUUUGCAAUUUAUCUUGUUUGUCUGGCGGCUCUCAGUCCCUGUCCACCCCUAUUAGGAAGCUAUGCAGGAAUGGCCUUGGUGGUGAUCUCCUGGAUAAUCUUCACAGGCUUGUUUUCCUACCUGAAGGUUGUGGUUAGCACUCUGCUUCAUGAAGCUGGGCAUACUGCUUUGCUCUGGUGUGGAGUCUUCAUCCAGGCUGGCUCUCUCAUUGGAGCACUUUCUAUGUUCCCUCUAGUCAGCGUCUACCAGGUCUUUAAACAGGCUCAGGACUGUGUCAACAACUGCAAUUUAUAA